Messenger RNA from Uranotaenia lowii, 1408 nucleotides. RefSeq names its product trans-1,2-dihydrobenzene-1,2-diol dehydrogenase-like. Bases 209 to 1222 code for a protein of 337 amino acids. The record is from RefSeq and is a predicted model, not a curated record. Gene Ontology annotation, molecular function: nucleotide binding. The transcript is spliced from 3 exons. Lineage: Eukaryota; Metazoa; Arthropoda; Insecta; Diptera; Culicidae.
AUAUAUGUAGAGUGAAGCUAUUUUCUCCCUUGAGUUCUAUCACCGUCAGUUGCACGACACCUUUCGCGGAAACCGGUUCGACAAAUUUUGCGGCGCUUGCGUUCUCGUUCCUUUCAAUCCGUUCGUCUUUCAAUCAGCUGUGUUUUUGUUUUGCUUCCAUUCCGGUCAGAAGAAGGUUCUGCUGAAUUACAGCUUCCAACUUGAAAGAAUGGCACCGCUUCGCUGGGGAAUCAUUAGUGCUGGUAAAAUUUCGCACGAUUUCACUAAUGCCCUGUCCACCUGGCCGAAGGAAGAUCAUCAGGUGGUGGCCGUUAGUGCCCGGAAGCUGGACGAUGCUCAGAAAUUUGCAAAACUCCACGGAAUAGCCAAAGCCUACGAGGGCUAUGAAUCGCUGGCCAAAGAUGCCGAUGUCGAUGUGGUUUACAUUGGAGCCAUCAACACGACCCACUACGAAAUCGGAAUGAUGAUGUUGGACCAUGGCAAGCAUGUCCUGUGCGAAAAACCACUCUGCAUGAAUGAGGGCCAAUCGAAACGGUUGCUAGCUCAUGCCAAGGAGAAAAACUUGUUCCUGAUGGAAGCAAUUUGGUCCAGAUUUUUCCCGAGUUACAUUCUGCUGAAACAACGCAUCGAUUCCGGCGAGCUGGGCGAGAUCAAAGAGGUGGACGUUCAGUUCGGCUUCUACCUGUCGGACGUUGACCGGUUGCGUUUGAAAGGUCUCGGUGGGGGAACCGUGCUGGAUUUGGGCGUGUACACGAUUCAAGUUAUUCUGUGGGCCUUCCGUGGCGCUCCCACAAAAGUGGUGGCCAAGGGUCAGCUGAACGAGGAAGGAGUCGAUAUGGAAGUUUCCGCCGAGCUUCACUUCCCUGGGGGUGGCGUUGCCAAAAUGCAAACCAGUGGACUGAAAAAGUUGGAAAACAAGGCUGUUAUUCGGGGCAGCAAGGGCACUUUCACGCUACACGAUUUCUGGUGUCCCGUCUCGCUGACAGAUAUUGAUGGAUCGCACAAGGAGUUUCCGCUUCCGCCGGCGCCGCACUCCUUCAACUUCCCCAACAGCUGCGGUUUGCGCUUCGAGGCGGAGGAAACGCGACGCUGCAUCCGGGAGGGCCGACUCGAAUCGGAAACGGUGCCCCACGGCGAGAGUUUGCUGAUUGCCCGCAUCCAGGACCAGAUAAGGCAACAAAUUGGCGUUCAGUUCCCGGAGGACGCGCAGUUCAAAGCGUAAUCAGUGGGUGGUUAUUUUUAUUGCAUCUUUUAUAUUAGCAGUUGCUUGCCACACUCGUGCAGAUUGGCAUCAUCGAGCGAUUCGUUGGCUGGGUGGUUUCCACCAAUCAAAUAUGAUUGCAAAUUUUCUGCUUAAUCAUUGUUAUUAGAUGUUGAUUUUUGAAUAAAUGAUGAAAUUUGCGAUUUG